AUGUCUCUCGCGGGCAAAGUCGCCAUCCUCAGUGGUGCCUCCAAAGGCAUCGGCAAAGCCGCCGCUCUGCGCCUCGCACAAGAAGGCGCCAGCGUCGCGAUAGGCUACCACUCCGACGCCGCGGGGGCGCAGGAAGUCGUGGACGCGGUGGGCGCGGACCGCGCCGUCGCGAUCCAAGUGAACGCGGGCAAAGUGCCCGAGCUCGCGCACUUCGUGGCUCAAACCGUCGCGAAAUUCGGCAAGAUCGAUCUCGUCGUCGGUGCGGCGGGGAUGAUGACCAUGGGUACGGUAGAGACUCUCACGGAGGAAGGGUUCGAUGAGCUCUUCGCGCUGAACGUCAAGGGGCCCUUGUUCCUCGUCCAGAAAGCACUACCGCAUAUGGCGCCCGGCUCGCAUGUUGUUCUGUUGUCCACGACGCUCUGUGUGGCGUCGACGAUUCCGCCGCCGUACCUGAGCUACGUCUCCAGCAAAGGGGCCAUCGAGCAGAUGACCCGUGUGCUCUCCAAGGAUCUUGGGAGGAGGGGCAUCGCGGUGAACUGUGUGGCUCCUGGGCCGACGGCGACGGAGCUGUUUAACCAGCAUCAGACAGAGCAGUCGCUGGCGUUCUUGCGGAAUUCGAAUCCGAAUGGGCGCAUCGGGGAGCCGGAGGAUAUCGCGGGGAGCAUCGUGUUUCUGUGUAGUAGUGACAGUCGGUGGGUGAUGGGGCAGACGCUCAGAGUGAAUGGUGGGAUGGCUUGA
Aspergillus clavatus NRRL 1 is the source of this 738-nucleotide messenger RNA. Its product is annotated as putative oxidoreductase, short-chain dehydrogenase/reductase family. The transcript has 2 exons. Gene Ontology annotation, molecular function: oxidoreductase activity. The record is from RefSeq and is a predicted model, not a curated record. NCBI's taxonomy places the organism in Eukaryota, Fungi, Ascomycota, Eurotiomycetes, Eurotiales, Aspergillaceae. Bases 1 to 738 code for a protein of 245 amino acids.